Aspergillus welwitschiae is the source of this 1134-nucleotide messenger RNA. Its product is annotated as putative C2H2 finger domain protein. The record is from RefSeq and is a predicted model, not a curated record. The transcript has 3 exons. Gene Ontology annotation, biological process: regulation of transcription by RNA polymerase II. Gene Ontology annotation, cellular component: nucleus. The coding region runs from base 1 to 1134 and encodes 377 amino acids. NCBI's taxonomy places the organism in Eukaryota, Fungi, Ascomycota, Eurotiomycetes, Eurotiales, Aspergillaceae. Gene Ontology annotation, molecular function: DNA-binding transcription factor activity, RNA polymerase II-specific; RNA polymerase II transcription regulatory region sequence-specific DNA binding.
AUGUCCGCUCACGGAUCCUCCACCAGGGUGCCCUGCACCUACAAGGACUGCAGCGGUGUCUUUGGUUCGGAGUGGGACAUGAAGAGGCACAAGGUGAACGAACACGACUACUGCAAGCGUUGCGACGAAGACUUCCAGGAUGAUGAGUAUCUACUGCUCCACAAGAUCAAGAGUGACAAGCAUAUCGUGUGUGUGGUGUGUGGGAUCGAUUUCCGCAGCGAGGGUGGUAGAGACCUCCACACUCGCCAGCAACACCGAACUCCGCAGAGCCUGACCUGUUACGGCUGCGGGCAGAGGUUCAGACAGGCAGGUGCCAUGGUAAAUCACGUUGAGAGCGGCGAUUGCCCAAACAUCCCCUUGUCUAGUCUCCUACAGGAACAGUCAAAGAGACUCCUCUACCGGGAGACGCUCAAGACAGGCAAUGAGAAUGAGAGCGCUGACCCCGAUUGUCCAGAUGACAACGGCGGAGUCCAAAUUGAGCAGAACCUUUUGGAGAUGGACUUUGACAACGACGAGGCCACUCGAUCUGUUGUGGACGGGGUGAGCGGUCUAUCUCUUAACACCAACGUCCCAGAAUGGAAGAGCAAGUCGUCUAUGGCCUCUCCGUCUACGACGAGUGAGAUGAGAGGACGAUCAGCAUCGGCGGGGAAGAUGCCUGCAUUGGGUGCCAGGCCAUCGAGCCCAAGCCCAAGCCCGAGCAAUUCAUUUGGCAAUAUCCGCUUCGAUGCAGGACACACUCUGCGCAUGUUGGACCAGAACUGGGACCCUACCGUAUACUUCAGUUCCUUUUCCGGAAAGUUUAUCUGUCCCUGUAAGGCUGAAUUCUCCAGCAUGAAGGACUUUGAGGAGCAUGUGGUAACGAAGACCAACCAGAACAGGAGCAUUCAGUGCCCUGGAUGCCUUCGCGUCUUCAAAACGGCGGCUGCCCUGGUGGCUCAUUGCGAGUCGGUCAGUACUCGGUGCAAGGUGAACAAAGGGCUCCAUUUCAGCCAGGUGAUCAAUGACAUCAGUGGAGGGCUGGUCAAGUCAGUUGGUCAUUUCGAGGAUGGAAGCGUUGAGUAUGGUGCUGGCACGAUGGGUCCGAAGAAGGUGACUUAUAAGAAAGACGAGGAGGGUCCUAAUCUGAUGGACUGA